UCGCCGGUGAGCAUCGUCACCACUCCAGCACCGAGCCUCGUCUGGCCGAACACUGCGCCGUGCACUCGUCGGGAUUGCACAACAUUCCUGAGAAAUAUACCUGCUAUUUAUGGCAUGUGGCUGGUAACUUUAUUCCUGCUGUAUUCUUUACAAGAAGUGAACAGUGAGGAUGUGGUCUCGACGCGGCUGUACUUUGUAAACGCCUCCCUGCAGCGGGUGACCUUCUCCAGCUCGGUCGGGGUGUCCCUGCCCUGCCCUGCGGGCGGCGCACCCCAUGCCGUCCUGCGCUGGUACCUGGCCACCGGCGACGACAUCUACGACGUGCCCCACAUCCGCCACGUGCACGCCAACGGCACCCUCCAGCUCUACCCUUUCUCGCCCUCCGCCUUCAACAGCUACAUCCAUGACAACGACUACUUCUGCACCGCAGAGAACCAGGCCGGCAAGAUCCGCAGCCCCAGCAUCCGCAUCAAAGCAGUGUUCAGGGAGCCCUAUACGGUGCGGGUGGCAGACCAGCGGUCCAUGCGGGGCAACGUGGCCGUGUUCAAGUGCCUCAUCCCCUCGGCCGUGCAGGAGUACGUCAGCGUGGUGUCCUGGGAGAAAGACACCGUCUCCAUGGUGCCAGGGAACCGUUUCUUCCUGACGUCGUUCGGGGCCCUGUACAUAUCAGAGGUCCAGAAGGAAGAUGCCCUGUCCACCUACCGCUGCAUCACCAAGCACAAAUACAGUGGCGAAACUCGCCAGAGCAAUGGAGCCAGGCUCUCUGUUAUGGACCCUACGGAGUCCACCCCCUCAGUGUUGGACAGUUUCCAGUCCGGGGAGGUCCAGGUGGGGCGUAAUGUGGAGCUGCCCUGCAUCGCCUCGGGGUAUCCCAACCCCACCAUCCGCUGGCUGAAGGACGGACGCCCGUUGCCCGCCGACUCCCGCUGGACGCGCCGUCUCACGGGCCUGACGGUCAGCGACCUGCGUCUGGGCGACAGCGGCAACUACAUCUGCGAGGUCACCAACAGCUUCGGCUCUAAAGAGGUGACCGGUCAUCUCAACGUCAUCGAGCCGUUGAGAGUGACUCUAUCUCCUAAGAACCUGAAGACGGGCAUCAGCAGCACGGUGAUCCUGUCGUGUGCCGUGCAGGGUUCUCCCCACUUCACCCUGUCCUGGUACCGCAACACAGAAAACACCGUCCUCUCCGACCAGCACUUCUCCAUCCAGGGGGCCCACAACGAGACCCUGUUCAUCUCCGCUGCCCAGAAGAGACAUUCGGGAGCCUACCAGUGCUUCGCCACCCGCAAGGGCCAGACCGCACAGGACUUCUCCAUCAUACUGCUGGAGGAUGGUACGCCCCGUAUCGUGUCCUCCUUCAGUGAGCGAGUGGUGGUCCCGGGGGAACCCUUCUCCCUCAUGUGCGCUGCCAAAGGUGCCCCUCCCCCACCAUCACCUGGACUCUGGAUGAUUGAGGCUGUGGCCAGGGAUCCGUCUCGGGUGAGGGCCAGCCAGUACACGCUGUCGGACGGCUCCACCGUGUCCCACGUCAACGUCAGCAGCCCGGAGAUCCGCGGAGGGGUGUAUCGCUGCGCCGCACGCAACUCGGCCGGUAGCGCCGAGUACCAAGCGCGCAUAAACGUAAGAGGUGCCUGAUCAGGGAUAAUGGCGGUAACAGUGCAGGCGGUGGGUGGGAGCGAAACAGCCUUUAUAAACUGCCGUGUGAUUGGCUAUCCCUACUACUCAAUCAAGUGGUACAAGGAGGGACUUCUGCUGCCCGACAACCAUCGUCAGGUGGUGUAUGAGAACGGUACUCUGAAGCUCAGUGACGUCCAGAAGGUCUUGGACGAGGGGGCGUACCUCUGCAGCGUGCUCAUCCAACCACAGAUCUUCAUCAGUCAGACCGUCUACGUCCAAGUCAAAGUGCCCCCUCUGAUCCAACCCUUUGACUUCCCCCCCACCUCCAUUGGGAAGCUCAUGUACAUCGCCUGCGUGGUGUCGUCUGGCGACAUGCCCAUCCACAUCACCUGGCGUAAGGACGGCCAGGAGAUCGUGCCCUCGUCGGGCGUCAACAUCGAGACCAAGGAGUACAUGAGCUCGCUGCAGAUCGGCAAGGUGUCGCUCAAGCACAACGGCAACUACACCUGCAUCGCUAGCAACGACGCCGCCACCGUCAGCUCUGAGAGGCAGCUCACUGUCACAGUGCCUCCUCAGUUUGUGGUCCAGCCCAAUAACCAGGAUGGGAUCUACGGCAAGGCGGGGGUCCUCAACUGCUCCGUGGACGGAUACCCCCCUCCCAAAGUCAUGUGGAAGCACGCCAAAGGUACAGGGAACCCCCAGCAGUACCACCCAGUGCCUCUGACCGGUCGGAUCCAGAUCAUGGGGAACGGCUCCCUGCUGAUUCGUCACGUCCUGGAGGAGGACCGGGGCUACUACCUCUGUCAGGCCUCCAACGGGGUGGGCUCCGACAUCAGCAAGAGCAUGGUCCUGACCGUCAAGAUCCCAGCAAUGAUCACGUCACACCCUAACACCACCAUGGCCAUUAAGGGACAGAUUAAGGAGCUGAACUGCACAGCGAGGGGGGAAUGGCCUAUCAUCAUCCGUUGGGAGCGUGGUGACACGGUCAUCGACCCCGACCGUAACCCUCGCUACGCCAUCACCACCAGCCCCAAUGAGAAGAGUGAUGAAGUAUUGUCUACGCUGAAGCUGAAGCCAGCAGAACGUGGUGACUCGGUCUUCUUCUCCUGCCAUGCCAUCAACUCAUAUGGAGAGGGACGGGGACUCAUCCAGCUCACUGUGCAAGGUCAGUGGCCCCCAGACCCUCCAGAGUUGGAGGUGAGGGAGGUGAAGGAUCGGAGUAUGAACCUGCGCUGGACCCAGAGAUUUGACGGCAACAGCAUCAUCACCAGCUACGACAUUGAGUACAAGAACAAGACCGAUCCAUGGGAGUUGAAGCGCACCCGUAAGAUCUCUCCCACCAAUAACCAGGCCAACAUCGUGGAUCUGCACCCUGCCCAAGUCUACAGCAUCCGCAUGUUCUCCUACAACAAGAUCGGACACAGUCAAGCCAGCAAGGAGCUCACCAUCAGCACAGAGGAAGCACAGCCCGAUGGUCCUCCUAUGGAGGUUUUCCUCCGGCCUAUGACCUCACAGAGCAUCCGCGUCACCUGGAAGGCCCCCAGGCAGGAGCUUCAGAACGGGGUGAUCCGGGGUUACCAGAUUGGUUACCGUGAGAACGGGCCUGGCAGUAACGGCCAGUACAGUAUCGUGGAGAUGAAGGCUACAGGGGACAGUGAGGUGUACACCCUGGACAACCUGAAGAAGUUUGCCCAGUAUGGGGUGGUGGUCCAGGCCUUCAACAGGGCCGGCACAGGCCCGUCCAGCUCUGAGAUCAACGCUACCACACUGGAAGAUGUGCCCAGCCAGCCGCCCCAGACUGUGCGGGCCAUCUCGGUGACAUCCGACGAGGCAGUAAUCACCUGGGCGGAGCCCCCGCGUCUGACACUGCACGGCGUGCUGAAGGGUUACCGUGUGGUCUUCUGGUCCCUCUUCCCCGACGGAGAAUGGGGCGAGAUGCAGAACAUCACGACAACUCGUGAGCAGGUGGAGCUGAGAGGGCUGGAGAAGUUCACUAACUACAGUGUGCAGGUGCUGGCCUACACGCAGGCUGGGGACGGGGUCAGGAGCAAUGUGCUGUACAUCCAGACCCGCGAGGACCUUUUGUCCACCAGCAGUGUGGUGGUUUCCUGGCUACCCCCGCACAAGCCCAAUGGAAUCAUCCGCAAGUACACCAUCUACUGCUCUAGCCCCGGAUCAGGCCAACCGGCCCCCAGUGAGUACGAGGCCAACCCCGAGCUGCUGUUCUACCGGGUCACCCACCUGAACCGGGGACAGCAAUACCUCAUCUGGGCCGCCGCCGUCACCACCGCCGGACGGGGGAACAUCAGCGACAAGGUCACUGUGGAGCCUGCUGGGAAGGCCCCAGCUAAGAUCCUAUCGUUCGGAGGUACAGUGACCACUCCCUGGAUGAAGGAGGUGAGGCUACCCUGCAGCUCCGUGGGCGAACCCACCCCCACCAUCAAAUGGACCAAAGACAGUGAGGACACGGCCAUCCCGGUGACUCUGGACGGUCAGAGGCUCAUCAUGGCCAAUGGCACACUGGUCUUGCGCUCGGUGAAAGCUGAGGAUUCUGGGUACUACACGUGCACGGCCACCAACACGCUGGGCUUUGACACCAUCAUUGUCAACCUGCUGGUGCAAGUUCCUCCAGACCAGCCCCGUCUGACUGUCUCCACCACCUCCUCCACCUCUAUCACCCUGGCCUGGAUCCCCGGGGACAACGGAGGAUCCGCCAUCAGAGGUAUUUACCAGUCUUGCUCUGAGGGAGCAUGUGGGUGGAGGGAUGUGUUCAUCAGUUCCAGUGAGAGGUCUUUCAAGCUGGACAACCUACGCUGUGGCACCUUGUACAAGGUCAAACUGGCCGCCAAGAGGCGGAGCGCGGGACGCAUCAGUGAAAUCAUCGAGGCUAAGACCCACGGACGAGAGCCCCAGUUCAAUAAGGAACAGCCGGUGUUCACCCACGUCAACUCUACCCACGCCCGGCUCAACCUGCAGGGCUGGGCGAGCGGUGGCUGCCCCAUCACAGCCGUGCUGCUGGAGUUCAGACCUAAGGGCAACUGGGCGUGGCAGAGCGUGCGGACCAACGCCACGGCCGACGUGUUCCUGGCUGAGCUCCGCGAGGCCACCUGGUACGAGCUGAAGAUGAAGGCUUGUAACAGCGCCGGCUGCGGGAACCAGAGCUCUCAGUUCGCCACGCUGGACUACGACGGCAGUACCAUCCCUCCCAUCAAGUCAGCGCGGCCGGAGGGCGACGACGUCAAGAAGCUCUUCUCCAUCGGCUGCCCCGUCAUCCUAGUCACUCUGGUCGUCGCCCUGCUCUUCAUCAUCCGCAAGAAACGCAAAGAGAAGAGACUGAAGCGACUGAGAGAUGCCAAAAGCCUGGCUGAGAUGCUGAUCAGUAAGAAUAACCGGAGCUUUGACACCCCUGUGAAGGGGCCCCCCCAGGGCCCCCGACUCCACAUCGAUAUCCCCAGAGUCCAGCUGCUCAUCGAGGACAAGGAGGGCAUCAAACAGAUCGGUGAAGACAAAGCCACCAUCCCAGUGACGGACACAGAGUUCAGCCAGAACGUGAAUCCACAGAGCUUCUGUACGGGCGUGUCUGUGCAUCACCCCGCCCUCAUCCAGAACACCGGCCCUCUGAUUGACAUGUCCGACAUCAGACCAGGGACCAACCCGGUGUCGAGGAAGAGCGUGAAGUCGGCCCACAGUACGAGGAACCGCUACUCCAGCCAGUGGACCCUGACCAAGUGCCAGUCGUCCACGCCCGCCCGUACUCUCACCUCCGACUGGCGCACCGUGGGCUCCCAGCAUGGCAUCACCGUCACCGAGAGCGACAGCUACAGCGCCAGCCUCUCACAGGACACGGAUAAGGGGCGUAACAGCAUGGUGUCCACAGAGAGUGCGUCCUCCACCUAUGAGGAGCUGGCGCGGGCCUACGAGCACGCCAAGCUUGAGGAGCACCUGCAGCACGCCAAGUUUGAGAUCACCGAGUGCUUCAUCUCCGACAGUUCCUCAGACCAGAUGACCACGGGCACCAACGACAACGCCGACAGCAUGACCUCCAUGAGCACGCCGUCCGAGACGGGCCUGUGUCGCUUCACCGCCUCGCCGCCCAAACCGCAGGACUACGACCGCGGCAGACCUACCAACGUGGCCGUGCCCAUCCCCCACCGCGCCAACAAGAGCGAGUGGACUGGCAAAAGUGACUACUGUAACCUUCCCCUCUACAUGAAGACAGACCCUUUCUUCCGGAAGCAGUCGGAGCUGCGUGACCCGUGCCCGGUGGUGCCGCCCCGCGAGGCCUCCAUCUGCAGCCUGGCCCAGCGGGCGUACCACACCCAGGGCCGCCACAUGACUCUGGACUCCUCCAAGCAGCAGCAGGCUCUGACUGUGGGCCACGCUGGCCUGACCGGCCUCAGCGGCUCAGGGGGAGCAUCAGGGGGUGGUAGUGGUAGUGGUGUAGGAGGGGCGACUGGAGGGCCGUCUGGUGGUUCCAGCACCACCUCUCUGUCUCAGAGGACUCUCACCAUGCCCGGUUCCUCCUCUUCCUCUGCUCAGAGCGCUGCUGCUGCCGCUACCGCCUCGGCCAGCGGGGGAGCCACGGGGGGAGACUCCAGAGACUCUCUGCUGGAGAGCAGCUCGUCAGGCCUGGGCAGACUAGAGAGACAGAAGCAGGCGGCUGGCGGAGCCUACUCCAAAUCUUAUACAUUGGUGUAGCUGGAGCAACUGGUGUAGAUGUUGGAGCCUUGGGAAGGGUUAGGAGCCACACAGACACACGUACACACAGCUGGCGCCUGCACUGUCAGGCCAAAGGGGCCGCCAGGCAGGGGCCAGAUUGGGGUUUUUAUAGCACAGGAGUUCGUCUUCUUUCUGCCAGUUUGUGUUUUCUCUGUCUGUCCUUUUCUCUCUCUCUGUCUCUCUCUGUCUCGUUCUCUUCCUC
Salvelinus sp. IW2-2015 is the source of this 6538-nucleotide messenger RNA. NCBI's taxonomy places the organism in Eukaryota, Metazoa, Chordata, Actinopteri, Salmoniformes, Salmonidae. The record is from RefSeq and is a predicted model, not a curated record.